Molecule: messenger RNA, 2440 nt
Organism: Stylophora pistillata
Lineage: Eukaryota; Metazoa; Cnidaria; Anthozoa; Scleractinia; Pocilloporidae
Product: adenosine receptor A3-like
Biological process (GO): G protein-coupled receptor signaling pathway
Cellular component (GO): plasma membrane
Molecular function (GO): G protein-coupled receptor activity
Source: RefSeq, a predicted model, not a curated record
AGCAUUCUUGCUACUGAUUGGGAUGUCUCCAAGCACGUUCCAUGUCUCAUGCACAAACGCAUUAGCUCCUACGUGUUGCCUUAAUUGUUUCCAAAAAAUUUGAUUGGGGUUCCGAGUUAUAUUUCACAGCAAAUAUAUGUGACAGCUGCUAUCGCUGGUUUUUGGCUCUGAUGGACAGAGAAGAAUAACAGACUAUCUGCCGGGAAAACUAAGAGUGCAUCUCACAGCUACAGACAAUGAACAAUACCACAGCUGUCAAUGGGACAUCGCUAUCGCCUGACGACAUAACCUCUUUCUCUGUAAUGGCCUGGGGAGUCGCCUUUGGGACCUUGGCAGUCAUGGCCAUAUUUGGGAAUUCAACCGUCAUUCUAGCCUUUAUUCGAAACUUAUCGUUACAUACACGCACAAACUUCAUUAUUGUUGGACUGGCAACCGCUGAUUUGCUAGUGGGCUUGAUCGCAGUCCCACUGUAUAUGAGUAUGAUGCUGCUGUACCAGAGACAUCUUUACAUCCCUUUGGUGUUAAGCGUUAUUUACCAUGCAAUGGAUGUGUUUGGAGGUUUUGCGUCUAUAUUUCACUUGAUGUUAAUAAGUCUGGAACGUUUUUAUGCUAUAGCGUACCCCGUGAGUCACAGAAAUUCAUCCAAAGUUGUUUAUGUGGGGGUUUUGAUGAUCUGUUGGGUAACUGCUGGUACACUGUCCUUCGUUCACUCUUUCAGAUACAGUAGCUACAAUAUAAAAAGAGCUUUCUUUAUUCUGUUCUGCGUUUCCUUUUUCGUAGCAUUUUUUGCAAUAUGUUUGAUGUAUCUUGGAAUAUGGCGAAAAGCAAAGGAAAGAAAGUUGGUCAGAAAAGGAUCAAGGAAGACAGUUCAGAGACAGGAUCACGAAGUCAGGAUUGCCAUAUCUCUCCUCAUCGUAAUCAUAGUUUUUGCUGUCACGUGGCUGCCAUUUUUUUGUAUAAACACUGUUUAUUUUUUUCAGUCAGAUCGAAAACGUAAGAAAAUAUCGUUUGAAGUCAUCCAAUUUACAAAGCUAUUGCACUAUUGUAAUUCCGCCAUGAAUCCAAUUAUUUAUUCAUUUAAAAUUCCCGGAUUUAAAAAUACCUUUAUUAGUCUAAUUAGGAGAGAUCUGUUGAGAUCUCCGAGAACUUCUUUCGGCUUUUCACGAAGGGACUCCUCAAAACAACCAAUGACACAGCUUCAAAAACAAGAAAAUUGACAGUUGCUAACUGUAUCGCUGUAAUCAUCAGGGGUACAGUCGCCCAUGGAACCAUGAAACAACCUCCAAGAUUUAAGACCCCAUAAACUGUAGUUAUGUGAAGAAAAAGACAAAGAUUGAAACUCUACAUAACUUAGAGACUAUCUUAAGUGCGUCAGAUUACUGGCUAAACUAUCUAGAUAAAAUGAGUACCCUUUGAAAAUAUUUUCUACCCACUUUUAAUUUUUAGCCUGUUCUAAUUUGUUCCUUUCCUCAUUACUUUCGAUUCGCUUGCAAAUUUUACUUGCAAGUCGAGAAGAUGACUUACGAGCGAAAAAGACAAACAAUAGUAGAAAAACAAACUUAACGUCAAGCCCAGGUUCUGUCCUUGACAAGGCUGGCAAGCGAACAUCAGGACACGAGAUUUAAGUUACCCGCAGUUGGUCCAUCAGACCGGGAUGGCGAAAAGCAUACACGAUAAUUUUAGGUUCUCACCCCGUCGAGCGUAAGAUUGAGAAUAAACUGGGAAUGAACUGGGAUCUUGGACCCUUUGAGGUCCAGUUUGAAAUGGAGAAAACAAUGACGAGAUCAUCACUCUCCACAAACUGCCGAGAGGACAAACCCAUCACAAUAUUUUACAAAAUAGUAAAAAGAAAUGCCAAUAAAGGUUUCUAUGUUAUGGAGAGUACAGCUAGGGAGCAUGGAGAGGUCAAGAUGGCUGGAUAGCGGCAAAUUAAGUUCUUUUCUUAGUUUUCGUGGACGAAUUAAACAAUUGUUCCAUCGCAAAGGCUGCAAUUUAAUUUGCUACACUGAUAGCCCUAUAUUUCGUGCUAGGAUCCUGGUGAGUAGCCAAAGAUUGUGGUUGGAACAAAAUACAAUGAAAACUAAAGCUGGUGUUGUUGCUAAUACUUGAACGAAGACUAGAUUUAUGCUAAAACAAUUAGAUUAUUCGCCCUUCAUGUCUGCGCGUGAUGCCGGGUUGAUUCGGGCUUCGCCCUCAUUGACAAUUCCACAAUAAAAAUCCCUUAAAACAUUUUUGGGUGAUUUUCAUUGUUCUCUAUUCCUCGGUGAUCAAUGCACUUCUGUAUCAGUCUCAAGGCUGCCUCCAUUUACACAUACAAGUGAAGUGGUGAAUUAGGAUUGCAUGACGCUUUUUUUGACAACUCAAUAUAACAUUUUCAGAACUAUAGACAUCAUCUCCUUUUUUUUACAAUAACUAUUAGCAAUAAAAUUAACUAUUAAAU